AUGGAUUAUCAGCCUGUCGUGGUAGCCAAACAUGUGCGUCCAUAUGCAACGAAGCACAACGCAGAAUCGAGACACUGGCGACAAUUCAAGCACCCAGUCUUCAUCAAAGAAUAUGCACCAGUCACAUCCGUACACUUCUCUCCUUCGAAGCCGCAUAGAUAUGCCGUUACUGCCGCUACCCGAGUGCAAAUAUAUGCACCAAGGACACAAAAAGUUACCAAAACGAUCUCCAGGUUCAAGGACAUUGCGCGAAGCGGCUGCAUACGCGGAGAUGGCAAGCUGGUAGUUGCAGGAGAUGACACUGGUCUUAUACAGGUUUUUGAUAUUAAUUCUCGUGCAAUCCUCCGGACUCUCGAAUCCCACAAGCAACCAGUGCAUAUCACCAAAUUCUCUCCUUUGGAUCACACUCGUAUUAUCUCAUGUUCAGACGACACUACCGUCAAGCUCUGGGAUGUCCCUUCUCAAUCAUGCAUCUCCACCUUCACCGACCACUCGGACUACGUUCGGUCUGGUCAAUUCUCCUCAUCUGACCCGCACCUCGUAAUCACCGGCUCAUACGAUGCGACUGUGCGUUUGUUUGACUCGAGAACGGGCGAAUGCGAGAUGGUCAUGGGCGGUGCUUCAGGCGAAGGAGGCGGCAGAAACACGGCUGCUGUUGAGCAAGUGUUGCUGUUCCCUUCUGGUACUGUUGCACUAUCGUCUGCGGGACCGAUUCUACGCGUCUGGGAUCUUGUAGCGGGUGGUCGAUGUACACGCGCCUUGUCAAAUCAUCAGAAGACUGUCACCGCUAUGUCGUUCAACUCCAAUGCUAGUCGACUACUCACAGGAGGUCUGGAUCAAAUGGUGAAAGUCUACGAUGUUAGCACGUACAAGGUUGUGCACACCAUGCGAUAUCCCGCUCCAAUUCUCUGUCUUGCUAUCUCGCCCGACGAAACUCACAUUGCGGCAGGCAUGUCUGAUGGCACGCUCUCCGUUCGCCGCAGUCAACUCAAAGCGUCCGACGUCGCUAGCAAUGACGCAGCAUUUUCUAUGGUUCUCCGCUCGAGCGCAGUUGAUUCCCUUCUAGGGGCUUCCUUCCAAUCUAUGGGUCAGAGCCAUUUACGAGAGAAGAAAUCCAAGCCUGUAGGAGAUGUCGACGAAUUUCGAGUUGAGAGUAGGAGAAGGAGGAGACUAAGGGAGUAUGACAAGAUGCUCAAAGGUUUCAAGUAUUCGGCUGCGCUUGAUUCGGUACUGCGGAAGCAAGUACCUCCGACUACAACGUUCUCCUUGAUUCAGGAGCUCAUUCACAGAGACGGCCUUCGGACGGCGCUGGCAGGCCGUGAUGAUGUUCUUCUUGAGCCUGUACUCCAUCUCCUUCUAAAACAUGUCACAGACCCUCGUUUCGGCGAGAUGGUAUGUGAUAUCACGCGAGUGGUCAUUGAUAUGUAUAACCCCAUUCUUGGCCAAUCGCCCUUCAUCGACACACUUUUUGUACGACUACGGAAAAAGGUCCAAGCAGAGUUACACUUUCAGCAGGAGCUGGUGAAAACGAAGGGCUCGUUAGACAUGCUUCUUGCGUCCUCCGCCCUAUCUGCAUGA
Sparassis crispa is the source of this 1578-nucleotide messenger RNA. RefSeq names its product U3 small nucleolar RNA-associated protein. The record is from RefSeq and is a predicted model, not a curated record. NCBI's taxonomy places the organism in Eukaryota, Fungi, Basidiomycota, Agaricomycetes, Polyporales, Sparassidaceae. Gene Ontology annotation, cellular component: nucleolus. Gene Ontology annotation, molecular function: protein binding. The transcript has 5 exons. Bases 1 to 1578 code for a protein of 525 amino acids. Gene Ontology annotation, biological process: positive regulation of transcription by RNA polymerase I; rRNA processing.